Messenger RNA from Aphanomyces astaci, 1000 nucleotides. RefSeq lists its product as hypothetical. Lineage: Eukaryota; Oomycota; Saprolegniomycetes; Saprolegniales; Verrucalvaceae. Bases 14 to 706 code for a protein of 230 amino acids. The transcript has 2 exons. The record is from RefSeq and is a predicted model, not a curated record. Gene Ontology annotation, molecular function: phosphatase activity.
CAAGGAACGAACGAUGCCAGUGGGGGCGAAGGACGCACUGCUGCUGUGCGCAGCCGGCGUGGCCCUGGCGCGGCUGCUCUCAUGGAAGUGGAAGACAUCGAAUGAAUGUGUAUGUGUGUGGUGCAAGCGGAAGUCCCCAAAGCGAAUCAUCUUAGUUCGCCAUGGGCAAUCCGAAGGCAACGAAAACCCAGACCUGUAUCGAGUGACGCCUGACAACGCGAUGCACAUGACCGGGCUCGGAAGGCUCCAGGCCAGGGCAGCAGGGAAGUGCAUGAAGGAAAUCAUCGGGAACGAAUCCGUGAGGUGCAUCGUGUCUCCAUGCGUUCGAACCAUCGAAACGUUUGAAGAGAUUUUGAGCGCGUGGGGCGAAGAUGCCCACCACAUUCCAUGGACCGAAGAGCCGCGCAUCCGAGAGCAGGACUUUGGUAACUUUCAAGACCCGGAGCAGAUUCGCCAGUGCAAAUCGCAGCGCCGCAAGUUUGGCAGCUUCUUUUAUCGAUUUCCCAGUGGCGAAUCUCCUGCUGGUACAUACUUCUUCGUACUGUACUCACUCAUCUUGACCGACUCGUGUGAUCUUAGACGUGUUCGACCGCAUUUCGUCGUUCUUGGAAUCCCUCCAUCGCAUGUUCGCGCGACAUCCGCAGCAAAACUACAUCUUGGUCACCCAUGGCGUGACCAUCCGCGUGCUGCUCAUGCGUUACUUUAAGCUCCCCAUCAGCCACUUUGACCAAAUGGAGAACUUCCACAACGCAGAGUUCAUCGUGCUCGAGCAUGUCGGGUGCAGCAGCUCGUUCAAGAUGGUCAAACUCGUCCACGCCAACGUCAACCCCGACACGAAAGAGGCCGCUCCGGUCGUGUCUCCCUGUCUCCGUCUGCGGGACUGUGGCGCCGUCACGCAGUCCAAGUACGCGUCGUCGUUUGAAAAGGAAGCGUUGUACUAACAGUAGAGAUGUUUUAUUGGUGGAAAAGUGCAAAAUUAAAGAAAUUAGCCAAUGAAUUU